This is a messenger RNA of Misgurnus anguillicaudatus (oriental weatherfish), 3593 nucleotides long. RefSeq names its product leucine-rich repeat and fibronectin type III domain-containing protein 1-like protein. Gene Ontology annotation, molecular function: protein binding. NCBI's taxonomy places the organism in Eukaryota, Metazoa, Chordata, Actinopteri, Cypriniformes, Cobitidae. The record is from RefSeq and is a predicted model, not a curated record.
CUCCCUCUAUAACGCCCACUCUUCACCACGGUCCAAGACGAGCAGACGCUUCGUGCGUAUCUGUCUCCUAACUCACCAAUCUAUCAGGAUGAUAUUGCGAAAGGGUCGCUUUUCCGGGAUCUACACCUUUUACGGAUUGUAUUUGCACCCUCAGUACCUCAUGGAUAUGUAUUCUUUAUUAUUAGGCGAAACUGAAAAGCCAAGGAAACUCGGUAUCUGAUUCAUCGCACCUGGGAAGGGUCGAGCACAAGAAUGGAAACUAUUUCUGCAAAGCGCGGGCGAGCAAAAGUAAAGGCAUAGGUACCCGAAUCGCUUUGGGAGAAGAAAUGAAAAUAUCUUGUUUUUAAGCGCACCUGUGAGGAAAAGACAUUGCGGACCGUACUGAUUCGAGUCUGCUAUCGCGACAGUCCGCUACCGGAGUUUGAACCCAUUGCGCUUUGAGCUGCUCUUUACCUCGGCCAUUAUAUUGCUUUAAUUAGAGGGAUCCCACCCUAUCCCCGUCAAACCGGCACCAGCUGUCACUUCACACCCGAGGAAAAAGGGAUCGUAAAGGAAAUAAAGGUGGAUGGAGAUCCAAAAUCGGCAGUGCUGUCAGUCUUGGCUCUGAACGCCAGAUACUCUCAUGUUACUGGACCGAUGCCCCCCGUCUUCGCUCCACGCCAACCUGUCCACAUGUAGCAGCUCGAGCCUACAUCUAUCUUCAGCUCAGACGCCGCCGGUGGAGCCUUCAUGAGCAUCUCCAGCCAUUCUUCACUUCUCAGAUAGAGUUACCCAGAGAGAUGGAGCGGCUGAUCUUCUCCCUGCUGGUGCUGGCCGUGUCUGCGUCGGGGCAACUGUGCCCCAAACGUUGCAUGUGCCAGAACCUGUCACCAUCUCUGGCCAUCCUCUGCGCCAAGACCGGGCUGCUGUUUGUGCCAACGGUCAUCGAUCGACGUACGGUGGAACUGCGUCUCACUGAGAACUUCAUCACGGCGGUGAGGAGGCGGGACUUCGCGAACAUGACCAGCCUCUUGCACUUGACGCUGUCCCGCAAUACCAUCAGCCAGAUCAUGCCUUACACUUUCGGCGACCUGAAGAAGCUACGGGCGUUGCACUUGGACAGCAAUCGUUUGAGCGUCAUCACCGACGACCAUUUCCGAGGUCUUACCAAUCUGAGGCACCUUAUCCUAGCCAACAAUCAACUGCACAACAUUUCACCACAUGCUUUCGAUGACUUUUUGGGGACCCUGGAGGACUUGGAUCUCUCGUACAAUAACCUUGUGGACAUACCGUGGGAUACUAUAGGACGACUUACCAACGUGAAUACUCUCAACAUGGACCAUAACCUCAUAGAGCACGUCCCACUAGGAGUCUUCUCCAACCUGCACAAAUUAGCACGUCUUGAUAUGACAUCAAAUAAGCUAAAGAAAAUACCCCCCGACCCUUUGUUUCUUAGGAUACCAGUUUACGCCAAGUCAAAGGGGUCACCUCUUUCUUCUCUCGUCUUGAGCUUUGGAGGGAACCCUUUACAUUGUAACUGUGAGCUACUUUGGUUGCGGAGGGUAACUCGUGAGGAUGACUUGGAGACCUGCGCGUCUCCUACUGAUCUUACAGCAAAGUAUUUCUGGACAAUCCCGGAGGAGGAGUUUAUCUGUGAUCCACCUGUGAUUACAAGGAAAUCUCCAAAAACCUUUGCCAUGGAGGGCCAGCCCACCAGUUUGAAAUGCAAAGCCAACGGGGACCCGGACCCCGAAGUUCACUGGAUCUCUCCGGAGGGCCGUCUAAUCGCGAACACCUCUCGUACUUUAAGCUUUAGCAACGGGAGCUUAGAGAUUAAUAUCACUUCCCUGAAGGACACAGGAGUCUUCACCUGCAUCGCAUCUAAUGCCGCAGGGGAGUCUACGGGCACGGUGGAACUGGUGGUCAAUCCACUGCCUCACUUAGCUAACAGCACUAACCGAGUCCGAGAACCUGAUCCGGGGCCAUCUGAUAUUCUAACCUCUGCUAAGUCGACUUCAUCCGCUAGCAAUGAGACCAGGAAUCAAGAGAGGAAGAUAGUACUUGCUGAGCUCACAGCAAAUUCGGCACUCAUCAGGUGGCCUUCACAACAACAAUUUCCUGGAAUCAGGAUGUAUCAGAUUCAAUAUAACAGUUCAUCAGAUGACACCUUGGUCUACAGAAUGAUUCCCUCCACGAGUUACGACUUCCUGGUACGAGACCUGGUUUCCGGGCGGGAAUAUGACCUAUGCGUGCUGGCGGUUUACGACGACGGUGUGACAUCCCUGACAACCACGAGGCAGGUGGGCUGCGUCACGUUUAUCACGGAGACUGAAUACAGCCAGUGCCAGUCACUCCGGAGCCACUUUCUGGGCGGGACCAUGAUCAUCAUUAUCGGUGGCAUCAUCGUGGCCUCCGUCCUCGUCUUCAUCAUCAUCCUCAUGAUUCGAUAUAAAGUCUACAACCAUCAUGGAGCAGAUCCAGGGAAGGGAACUGCGAUGACCAACAUGCGGUCACAGUCGAAUGGGGGGCAAGCGUCGGGGCAGGUCCCACGAUCCAGCUCCAAGAUCGUGGAGGGUCAGGAGGCCCCGGCGGGAGUGGGUUUGGGCGGGGCCACAGGGGCCACCGCCUGUUUAAAAGACUCCACUGUAACGGUGCAGGUCGCGGAGCCCGAUAGAGCCGUGCAGAUAUCGGAAGUAACCUCAGAGGACGUAGUGUCUCCCACGCAAAGACACCAUCGUAGGACUUCUAUAGAGCUUAAGAGACGGAAUUCGAUGUCGUCCAAAGAGGGAACGAGCUUUGAAACAUCAGGAGACACGGUGAGCCCGCAGGUCAGCGACGAGAAGAAGGUUCAACGAGAUUGGAGCGACUUUAAAAUUUGAUGACUCCUUCUGCUGUCCCGCAAGAGGCAGCCAUCAACCCUGAAAAAGCACACCAGGUCAUCUGAUAAUAGGGAGGAAUAUGAAAUAAUUUGUCCGAACCCCACUGGACUCUCUCUCCUGAGUAUUCACUCAUCUCACUGUAUUCCAAGGACUAUCCAACCGUUUCCUACAGGGACAUAUUUAAGGACUCAAUCCACUUCUGCAACCAAUGGAAACGGAGCACAUAUUUGUUCUCCAUUGCUGGCUUUUGGAACGCAUUGCCUUUUAAAUCCCUUUGGCCGAGACUGUCUGUGUGAUUGCUGCCAACUACAGUAUGUGUUACUUACUGGAUCUGGAUUGAAGAAUAAUGCUAUAAUAGAAAGAUAUGCAUUUCCCUCCACCCAUUCAAUCAUGCAAACCGCACCAGUGAGAGAGAUUUCAAAUGGGAUUAAAGUAAACAGUACUUCUGUUCUUCUGCACCGUCAUCAAUCCACCCUCCUCCGCCAGCUUUGCAGCAUCAGUCGCGAUCAUCCGCCCAGUAAGAACUGAACUGGGACUCCAACCAACAGAAAGAUGCUGGUGAACAGUCCCAACUCGGAGCACAAUUAUAGCUGUUCUUUUAAGUUGAUCCGUCACUUUUUAUUUUGCCAUUUUCUUUUGUAACUGUACAUAAAUCAAUUUAAAAUCUUAUAGUUUUGUACAUGUAAUUUUUAUGGUGUGUGAUUUUUUUAAAUAAAAUUAAAGGAUUGAUUCUAA